This is a messenger RNA of Loa loa (African eye worm), 792 nucleotides long. RefSeq names its product cytochrome-c oxidase. The record is from RefSeq and is a predicted model, not a curated record. Gene Ontology annotation, cellular component: mitochondrion; respiratory chain complex IV. Bases 18 to 461 code for a protein of 147 amino acids. The transcript has a single exon. NCBI's taxonomy places the organism in Eukaryota, Metazoa, Nematoda, Chromadorea, Rhabditida, Onchocercidae.
AAUUAUUGUAGAUUUAGAUGUCAAAGGGAACGGAAAAUGAAAAGCUGGUAGAGCAGAAGAAGAAACAGGGAGAAAAACCGGAGCGAGAAUCAAGUAAAUUCGGUGAACUGCCGUUGACGCUGAGUGAACGGUUGGCAAAAUUGGAUGCAAAUGAUUAUCUAAACCGUUCACCGGAUGACGCGCGAUGGUUCGACCGAAAAUACAAUCGGAAACAACAGACCUCGUCUGAUGGACCGCUGUGGACAGCUCCAAAAGAUGCUCGCUAUCAGCAAAUAAAAAUGGGACGCCAUUGCGUCGAUUAUUACCAGGAUUAUUAUCGAUGCACCAAUUUGUUGGGUGAAAAUUACAAACCAUGCAAAUUCUUUUAUAACACUUUUAUGGAUCUUUGUCCGUCAUCGUGGGUAGAAAAAUUUGAUGAAUGGAGAGAAGAAGGCAUAUACCCGGCACAUUUUGAUCGUUAACAUUUAGGUACUCUAAGGAUGAAUCUCUCCUUCGCUACACGAUAAUUUAGGCUGUAUUAAAUAAAGUUUUCUAUAACUGUGCUCUUGCUAUGUUUUAUUUUUCCAGCGUUAAAGUCUUUAGGCUUUGCUUGUAAUCGUCUUAUUCAUAGUAUAUAUUGUUCAUCGUCAUUAGUUUUCCCUUAUCUAAAUAUGUUAUUUCUUCAUAUCUAAGUAGUCUUUUUGCAAAUGAUUUUUUGUAUAUUUCUCUCAGUUUUGUAAGCUACGCUGAAAACGUUGAUAUACUUUGCGUUGAAAAUGCUGUAAUGUAUAACAUUUCAUUUGGAGUGAGGAG